Messenger RNA from Dreissena polymorpha, 4289 nucleotides. RefSeq lists its product as uncharacterized. Gene Ontology annotation, cellular component: nucleus. Lineage: Eukaryota; Metazoa; Mollusca; Bivalvia; Myida; Dreissenidae. Gene Ontology annotation, molecular function: RNA polymerase II transcription regulatory region sequence-specific DNA binding; DNA-binding transcription factor activity, RNA polymerase II-specific. The record is from RefSeq and is a predicted model, not a curated record. The coding region runs from base 96 to 3131 and encodes 1011 amino acids. The transcript has 7 exons. Gene Ontology annotation, biological process: regulation of transcription by RNA polymerase II.
GUUACCUCCCUUGGUAAUAAAUUUGCCAUAAGAAAAGACACAACAAACUACUUUUUACAAAGCUAAAUUUGGAUGUUGCAGUUAGAUUCAUAAAAAUGAGCGACAGCCAAGGUAUCGCCCGCAGAUCAACAAGGACAGUAAAACCCACCUUCAAAAUGAAAGAGUUAGGUCUUCUAUCUACUGCAUUAGACCCUGAUGAGGAUCAUCUUAAGACUGCAGGUUCAAGAAACGGCUUAAAGAAAAACUCAAGAACAGAAUUUAGAAACCACAAUAAAGAAUUAUUACAAAAUGAUACUCGAAACCAGCUCACACUAGACGAUGAAAAAGUUUGCGGUUCACUCAAUGUUGGAAGAAAAAGCAAUCGACCUAAUAACAUUGCUGUAGCCCGAAAUGUUCCAAUUAAACGCCUUCAAUUAAAAAAUGCUAAUAUUACAGAUGGUACAGGAAAUGUGGUACAUGUUAUUGACCCAAAAGCUAAAAAAUUAGUUAAAACUGCUGAAAUUGAAGGCAGUUCAAUUUCAACAACUAAAACAGUCUGCGAAACAGCAAAUUCUGGCAUUGCAAUAACUUCACUGGAUGAUUCAUGCAUUGUGGAAACUGAUAAGAUGAUAGAAAAUGUUGACAAAAAGAGGUGUAGUAUUGGGCUUGGAAGGCAUAAUAAAAUCCAACAAGCGCAUGAUGUUGCAGAUGAAAAAGAUGAUGCAGAAUCUAAGUGCGAUGACCUGACAGAACAAACAAUUAAGGUUGAAGAAUUAUAUGAUACUGAGUCUGAACUUGAUGGCCCCAGCACUGAGUCCCUGUUCUGUGACAUAUGCCAGAAAAUGCUGGCUAACAAGUACAUAUACAAGAAACACGUGGCAAUACAUUCAGGUAUAAAACCGUUCCGCUGUGUCAUAUGUGAUGCGAGGUUCCCGAUACGAGAGUACCUGGUCAAUCACAUGGUCUGCCACACGACAGACAGGAAGUACAAGUGUGACGUCUGCAGUGCCACGUUCUUUAGACAAUCCAACCUUUCAAGUCACAUGAUUUCUCAUACCGAAGUGCGACAGUACCAGUGCGAGGUGUGUUCCAAGUGGUUCAAGACGAAGGCAGUUAGAGACGAGCACAUGAAGUACCACGGUGAGAGGCGGCACGUCUGUGACAAGUGUGGCAAGAGCUUUAUCACCGCCACGUAUCUCCGGAAACAUGUCAGCGUUCAUGAAGGUAUUAAGCCAUUCAAGUGUGAGGAAUGCGGCAAGUCCUUCCCAUAUCAACAGAGUCUGCAAGAACACUUGAUGAGACACAAGGGCAUCAAGCCUGUAUUCUGUGAGGUGUGCGGAAAAGGCUUCAACAACUUGAGGCAGCUGAAGGCCCACAAAAAGUACCACGAGGCCAAGACCGACUUUCUGUGCUCGCUGUGUAACCUCUACUACGACUCCAUAAAGUCUUUAAAGAAGCACCACUACAUGUCGCACGCUACGGUGUACAAGUGCGAACAUUGCGACCAGACAUUCAAAAACAAGCGAGUCUUGGUGUCUCACAAGUUCACAGCACACAGGGAAAAGCUUGCUAGUAGGGGAAGGUUACACGCUACUAAGUUUUCAUGUGAUAACAAAGUGGAAUGUAGUCUGUGUAAAAGGACGUUUUACAAUGAGGGGGUGCUAUCAGAGCAUCUUGUGAAUCAACAUGGUCUAGAUAAAGAGGAUGCAGAAAGAGUCAUUCAAGCCAAGGAUAUAGGUCAGAUUGUAAUAAUAAAUGAAGAACAUUGUGAAGUUCAGAAAGAGGACGAUGUCAAUGAUAAGGAGCAGUAUCGCGUGUAUUACAAGGAUGAAGAAAUAGACGUGUAUGUGACUGUCAGGAAAGGUGCUGAGAAGGAAAUUACUGACGCAGAGGCAAGAGAAAUCGUGAACGCAUUUAAGAUAUCGUCGAAUGCAAGUUUAGGUAAAACGUCUGGAAUGGCAGUUGAGGAAAGGGGAAGCAACGUAAAGGAUCUUUUGCUUGGUUCUAAGACUAUGAAACCAUUGCUAGAGGAUAAUACGGAAGCUCCAAUGCAGAUGAAAGGUGUUUCAACUGAUGAAAAUAAUAGCGAAAAUAGAAAUAAAACUAAGGAGGCAUCAACUGAUGCUUCUAAACAUGUAACCAGGAACAGUGGUGUUGAUGUUAUAAACAAGUUACAAAAUUUGGUGAACAGCCAAAAUAGCGUCUAUGGCAACAAUGGGCAAUCUUGUUACAUCGUAAAAAAGCCGGACAUGGUGGGAACAAUAAAAGACAACGAAGAACUGUUUGUUUUGGUUCCUAAUUCUAAGGUGGCAAAUAAGGAAUCGGUAUCUGAAAAUAUGCUACAAUUCCAAAGAGUAGAAUGUGACCAAAUUAGGGAUGUUUACGAAGAAAUCGUAGAUUCAACGGCUUCUAAUAACGUGGGAAAUGUUUUCGGGAUAAAUGCUGAAAAUGGCGACAAGAUUGUUCUUAUUGUGAACCAAGAUGAGAAUGUGGAGACGUACAUGGUGGAAGGGCAGGAAUACCUAGAAGUAGUGGAGUCAGAAAUGGAAAUUGAAGAAAGCUAUGGUGUAGUUGAAAGUGAUGAUGUUGAUGAUAAGCAUGAAAAUUUAGUGACACCUAACCCCGACUGCUCUGGCAAGCAUGUUUAUAGAGAUGAUGUACACAAUUUUCGUUCACAUUUAGUGACACCUAACCCAAAUUCUAGUUGUGGUCAAUAUAAUAUAAAUAAUAAUAAUGAAGCUUUAAGAUACGAAAACUCGCAAGUUAAUGCAAACAUUCCCAGACAGAAUACCGCCUCGCGGAAUUUAGUUAGCGAUAGUAACUCCGAGAUUUUUAGUAAUAAAGGAAACAUAAGGUCUGUACCUACUAGUGACAGAUCUGUAUACACACGUCCCCAUGAAGCGUUUGUUGCCAAUGGUGAGACAAAUUAUUCACGAUUAAGCAACAACUCUUCAAAGCCCGAUGAAUUCCUUUUGACUGUACCGGAUUCAAAUUUCCCAGGAGAAAUUGCCCAGUUUGAGAACGCUUUGCGGAGAAAAGCUUUACAAUUCGAAAGUUUUAAAGAGUAUGGUAACUUUUUGGAUAACAUGAUGUUAGCGCUUCAAAAAGCAAAAGUAGAGCAGAGUAUUAUAUUUGGAACUCAAAGGCCUUAAACAUUUAACCCAUUUAUGCCUAGUGGACUCUCCCAUACUUCUAAAAUGGAUCAAUUUAUUUCCAAAAUUAGGGAUGUCUAGUAUAUUUAUUUCUUUAUUUAGAAUAUUUCUUACAGAAAUUCCUUUAAGUAAACAGCGUAGACCCUGAUGAGACGCUGCAUCAUGCGGCGUCUCAUCUGGGUCUAUGCUGUUUGCCAAGGCCUUUUUUUCUAGACGCUAGGCAUAAAUGGUAUAAACGUUUUAUGCUGUGAUUUUGCUAUUAAGGCUGCUAUUGCCUUUUAAUGUUUAUAAGUGACUGUUAAAGCGAGUAUAUACAAUUUCAAUGUCAACAUUUGCAUUAAUUCUUGCAAUUUUAGACAAACAUUUGAAUAUCAACAAGGAAUAUUGUAAAAUAUUAAUUAACAACCUUUCUAUUGCACCAUCAAUCAAAUAUUGUUUACUUUAAUGAAAUUUUAAACAAACAAGUUUACGAAGAUACUGAAACUUUUUAAUUUUUUGAAGAACCAAAAUUGUUUUCAUGUGUUGUAUGAACCAAUCUGUACAGAUAAUCAUUAAUUUGGUUUUCCCAAUAGCGUACAUGAAGUAGUUUUCAACUGCACAGCAGAAAAUUGCUACUUUUUCAGAACUUUAUUCUAGUGUUUUUUUAUUCAUCAUCGUUUAAUCUCUUAUGCAAAAAGUAACAAGAUCAUAUAUUCUCGCUUUAAAAAUUAAUACUUUUAUGCAAUUAAACCAAUAUGGCUUGAUAUAUUUAUGACUGUAUGAAAUUUUGUUGACUUUGAAUUUUUGCUCACUUGAGGUGUUUGUGCUCAAGGGUGAGUUAUCCUGGUCAGUCAGUGUUGCUGCCAUCUGUCAAAAUCUUGAACUGCUUACAUGUAACCAAGGGUUUUGAUUUAGAGAUACUUUCAAAGAUUGAUUGUUUGUCUGUUAAACAAUUAUGGAAAUUAUUUUUUCUUAAAAUUGUGGCAGUUAUAAUUCUAGAAUUAUAAUUUGUUACCAGUACAUUACUACAUUGUAUAUCUUGAUAAUGCAUAUGAACACUUAAAAUCAACUGAGCAACCCAGGGCCAUCUUGCCCGCUUGUUUACUUAAAGUGGAAAAUAAUUUCAGGUUUCGAUUCCUUUUUAAUUUAUAUGUAUUUAUUAUUAUACAUGUAAUGCUG